Molecule: messenger RNA, 3002 nt
Organism: Varanus komodoensis (Komodo dragon)
Lineage: Eukaryota; Metazoa; Chordata; Lepidosauria; Squamata; Varanidae
Gene: TAP2
Product: transporter 2, ATP binding cassette subfamily B member
Exons: 12
Coding region: 105-2234 (709 amino acids)
Biological process (GO): transmembrane transport; antigen processing and presentation of endogenous peptide antigen via MHC class I
Cellular component (GO): endoplasmic reticulum membrane; TAP complex
Molecular function (GO): ABC-type oligopeptide transporter activity; ATP hydrolysis activity; MHC protein binding
Source: RefSeq, a predicted model, not a curated record
CGGAUAGUCCCCUUGAAACCGAAAGUGGACUGCUCGCGUCUCACCAGAAUUUGCAAAAGCGGAUCUCCUUCUUCUGGGAAAGUCGGGCUGUAGACGCCGCCACCAUGACGCUGCCCCCUGCCUUGUGGCAGGCUGCCUCCCUGCUCCUCUGUGAUGCUGUCCUGCUUGCCUUGCUGGGUGUGGGGUGGCUCUCUCUGACUGCCCUGGGGAUCCUAGGCGCUUGGCUGGAGGCAGGCCUGCGCCUGCUGGUUCUCUGGGGGGCCCGGUGGCUGCUCUCUCUGGCUUGGCCCUCCCGGAUUCCCCCUGCAGCAGUGGCCACCGGGAGUCUGCUGCCCCCUCUCUACCUCUCAAGCCAACACUUGAUGGGGAAUCCCCCUUUCCUGCUCUCUUCAGCCCCCUGGUCCUGGCUGCUGUGUGGGUACGGCGUGGUGGGUCUGUCCCACCUCAUCUGGGCAGGUCUGGGGCAUGGGGGCAGCACAGAGGGAGCAAAGGAAGAAGACAGGGCCACCUUCUGGAAGCUGAUGAGGCUCUUCCGCCCGGAUGCACCAUAUCUUGGUGGUGCCUUCGUGUUCCUCACUAUAGCAGUGAUUGGUGAAACAUUGCUCCCAUAUUACACAGGGCGCUUGAUUGACAUCUUAGGCACCAAAUAUGACUUGGAUGCCUUUACCUGGGCAAUCUUUCUUGUGUGUGUAGUGUCAGUUGGAGGUUCUUUCUCUGCUGGCUGCCGUGGUGGCCUCUUCACGUUGUCCAUCUCCAGAAUGAUCAUUCGGAUCCGUGGCUUGCUCUUCUCUUCACUGGUGCAGCAGGACCUGGCUUUCUUCCAGGAGGUGAAAACAGGAGAUCUGACCUCUCGCCUCUCCAAAGACACAACCAUGAUGAGCGAUGCAGUGCCGCUCAAUGCCAACGUCUUUCUGCGCAGCCUGUUCAAGGUCAUUGGGCUGUAUGCAUUUAUGCUUCGUCUGUCAUGGCGCCUUACAGUGCUGACGUCCAUUGAGGUGCCAAUCAUGCUGGCUGCCCAGAAGUUCUAUGAUGUCCGUCACAAGCGUUUGCUGCAGGCAAUCCAGGACUCCAUAGCAUGCUCUGGAGAAGUGGUGCGUGAAACAGUUUCUUCAAUUGAGACGGUGCGCAGCUUUGCUACAGAGGGAGAGGAAUCGCAGCGCUAUGAUGCAAACUUGAAUAAGACCCACCAACUCAAGAACCAGAAAGAUAUGGAGAGGGCUUUCUAUUUGCUCAUCCGACGACUGCUUCACUUGGGCCUGAAGCUGAUCAUGCUUUACUGCGGGUACCAGCAGAUCCUUACCGGCCUCGUGACCAAAGGGAACUUGGUUUCCUUCAUCCUGUAUCAGAUGGAAGUGGGCAUAUAUGUACAGACCCUGAUGUACAUGUAUGGAGAUGUGCUGAGCAAUGUGGGUGCUGCAAAAAAGGUCUUUGAGUACCUUUACCGACAGCCAGCAAUUUACACAGAGGGGAUAUGGGCUCCAAAAUUCCUCGAAGGACAUGUCUCAUUCAGAAGCGUUUUCUUUGCUUAUCCUUCCCGACCCGAAAUCCAGGUCUUACAGAACGUCUGCUUAGAGCUCUGCCCGGGAGAAGUGACCGCUCUUGUGGGCCUGAAUGGAAGUGGCAAGAGCACCUGUGUGGCCCUCUUGAAGCAUUUCUUUGAGAUCGAGGAAGGGGAGAUUGUGCUGGAUGGGACCCCGAUCCAGGAGUAUGAGCACAAAUAUUUCCACAGGCGGGUGGCACUUGUGAAUCAGGAGCCUGUCCUCUUCUCUGGGUCCAUCUGGGAUAAUAUUACCUAUGGGAUGGAGGGCUGUACCAAAGAAGAAGUGGUUGCUGCAGCAGAAGAAGCCAAUGCACUGGGAUUCAUCAGUGAGCUGGAAGGCGGGUUCAAUGCAGAUGUAGGGGAGAAGGGAGGCCAGCUGUCUGCCGGGCAGAAGCAGCGUCUGGCAAUUGCCCGGGCCCUGAUCCGGAAACCAAAGGUCUUGAUACUGGAUGAAGCCACAAGUGCCCUGGAUGUGGAAAGUGAAGCUGCGAUCCAGCAGUCCUUGCUGAAGCGCCGUUCCCGGACAGUGCUGGUGAUCGCUCACAGGAUGCAGACAGUGGAGAAUGCGGCCAAGAUUGUGGUGCUGCAAGGCGGGCAGGUUGUUGAGGAAGGGACCCAUGCCCAGCUGAUGGAGGAGAAGGGCCCCUAUUACCGACUGGUGCAAAGGAGUCAGGCAGAGCGGCUUUUGGAGUGAUGGGCGCACGGUUUGGCCCACUUGGGAAUAGAGGAUGUGGUUUUAUAAAAUGAAUCAAAAUAACUGGAUGACCCCCUUUGAAUGCCACAUUCCAGUUUAGAAGGUCAAGUCGUUAUUGAGCCCACUUUGUAAAGAGCAAGUGAUUGAAAGGGAGAAAGUGGAUUGCACAGCACCCACUAACCACAAAUUAAAUGAAUUGUCACCAGCUAGGAUAGUGGAUAUUGGUUGCCAAAGUGUGAGAUUUGAAAGGGGUGUCAGAAAGGUAUUCAAUGGGAAGGGUACUUUUUAUCUCCAAAAACCAUUCAAGAAUUCUGUGACAUUUUAAAAAAAUCUAGUUACUUAGGAACUUCACUGGAGGAAUGUAAGCAGCAUCUUUCUAAGUCUAGAGGAAAAACUUGAUUCUGGAAGACUCGGAUCCCAAUCUCAAGCAGCCCCUUGCUUGGGGUGAUAUGCAUCAGGCGAACCAUCUCCUUGUGUAAAUGUGGAGCCAGAUGCCCUUCCCGCAUUCCAUUCCUCGGUUCUGUGUCCCUGAUGUAUGUACUUGAAGGCUGGCCAAGGUAGCUGGGGUUCCGGCCCUCCAUGGCCUAGUCUUGUGAUAAUUGGAAAGUAGCAUUUUGUAAAAGAAAGUGAGUAAUGUGACUUCUCUUUCAUGUGUGAAAUCUUGGUUUGAUGUGUGUGGGCAAGUUGCACAGUGAUGCUUCCCAGGAAAAUUCCCUAUUUAAAAAAGUACCAGUCUUGAAAAUGUAAAUUAAAUGAAUGAGUAACUGC